AUGGCGACGACAAAACGAACGCCGAAGCUGCCUGUCCAGCAGCUGGCCAUAUUGGCUGUUGCACGGUUCGCCGAGCCGCUUGCUUCCACCUCCGUCUUCCCAUAUCUGCCGGAAAUGAUAGCCGGGUAUGGCGUGCCUGAGAAGGACGUGGCUAAAUGGGCUGGCAUCACGUCUGCUGUCUUUUCAUUAGCACAGAGCAUUACAGCCGUGCCCUGGGGUAGAGCAUCAGAUUCUAACGGAAGGAAACCGAUCAUCAUGCUCGGGUUGUUCUUGACAAUGAUCUGCUUUCUAAUGUGGGGAAUGUCAACGAGUUUGACUAUGGCCAUCGUCAUUCGUGCCAUACAGGGAGGAUGCAAUGGAAACGUUGGUAUCAUCAGGACUAUGGUGGCAGAGAUGGUGCCCGAGAGAGAACUGCAGCCGAAAGCGUUCUCCAUCAUGCCCCUGGUGUGGAGUAUAGGAUCGAUAUUCGGACCAGCAUUCGGCGGUCUCUUCGCAAAGCCCGCAGACCAGUUUCCAGAACUAUUCGGCAACAGCCGUUUCUUCAAGGCUUACCCAUUCGCUCUACCCAAUAUCCUGGCCUCUAUCAUCUUUUUGAUAUCUCUCGCAACAGGUAUUUUGUUCCUGAAGGAAACACUCAACAGUAAGCGCCAUUCGAGGGACUGGGGCCUGGUUCUCGGCCAGCGCAUCACCGAGGCCUGGCAAGACCACCCCCUACGACGACAGGAGCGCCCCCGCCGAUAUUCGUUCCAGGAUGCCGAAGCUUCAGCGCCGCUGCUCCAGGCCGAUCGGACCGCAAAACCAGCCGUCGCCGUCAAGGAGACCAAGAUCGAGAACCCCACCCCGCCAUCCCUGCGCGACGUCUUCACCCGGCAGACGACCAUCAACCUAAUCUCGUAUACCUUCCUAGCGCUACACUCGGUAGCCUACGAUCAAGUCCUCCCCGUGUUCCUCAACUACCCGGAGGAAGCGCACACGCCCUCCAACACGUCCCUCCCCCUCCACUUCUCGGGCGGCUUCGGGCUCGCCAGCGGCCGCAUCGGCACCAUCUUCACGCUCUACGGCAUCGUGUGCGGGCUCAUCCAGUUUUUGUUGUUCCCGCCGCUGUGCGCGUACUUCGGCACGCUGAACUGCUACAAGGCCUGCAUGGUGGUCUUCCCGCUGGUCUACGUCGCGACGCCCUUCACCGUGCUGGUCGCAGACCCGACGCUGCGCUACGCGGCGCUGCUGGCCGUCAUGACCGUCAAGGCCUUUGCGGUAAUCGUCGGGUUCCCCUGCACCACCAUCCUGCUCACCAACAGCGCGACCAGCCUCAACAUCCUCGGUACGUUGAAUGGGUUCGCGACGACCUUCUCGGCGCUGGGCCGCGCGAGCGGGCCCGCCAUGACGGGCGCUGCGUUCAGCUGGGGCGUCAAGAACCAGCUCAUUGGCGCGCCGUGGUGGAUCCUGGCGUGCGUCGCUGUUGUUGGCGCGGUGCCGGCUUGGAUGAUUGUCGAUGGGGAUGGACCGAGCGGGCCACGACGCGCUGAGGGUGAGGAUGAGGAUACCGAGGUCGAGUCGGCUGUUGAGGAAGUGGAAGAGGAGGGGGAUGGGCUGGGGACGAGCCAGGCUACCAUUGUACCCGGCGCGCCUGACGAGGACGUGGAUGCCGACGCGGAACGCGAGUUGCUGAUGGUCAGCGGUAGCCGCGACAGCAGCAGCAUGAAGAGCGGGAGCACCGCGGAUUUGGGACGCGAUUAUGGGACCGUGGGACAGAGCGGCAACAGCAGCGCGGCUCGCACGUAG
Molecule: messenger RNA, 1782 nt
Organism: Anthostomella pinea
Lineage: Eukaryota; Fungi; Ascomycota; Sordariomycetes; Xylariales; Xylariaceae
Source: the annotation of a GenBank genome assembly